AUGUCCUCACAGUCAGUAACAUUAACGAAUAUUUACUAUGAUAUUCGUUCUCGGUAUAGUCGGAUCUUUGCUGAACAUUGCUCUGUUUUCUCGACGACAACUGCGAUAAAUUUCCUGUUGCACACUCAUUUAGAUUUUCUUGCUGCAUCCUGUCCAAAUAUCUUUUCAUUGUCUUGGGGUAUUCUUGCAACACUUUAUGGUCUUAACCAUGUCUAUCCAGGCAGUUUGGCUGCGACUUUCUGUAAACCACUAAUUUAUUUACCACAUAUUGGUCUUCAAAUGACACGGAUCUUUCUGGUUUUGAUCGUUACGCUCUGA
This is a messenger RNA of Adineta ricciae, 318 nucleotides long. The record is from the annotation of a GenBank genome assembly. NCBI's taxonomy places the organism in Eukaryota, Metazoa, Rotifera, Eurotatoria, Adinetida, Adinetidae.